CUUGAAGGACAAAUUGUUGCAGUGUUAGUUCAAAAUCUGGAAAGGUUAGAUGAAUCAAAUAAAGAAGAAUCUGAAGGUGUACACAAUACAUUAGGAAUUAUAGAAAAUAUCACAGAGUUCAGACCAGAGGUGUGCCCUGAUGCCGCUAAGCAAGGACUGAUGCAAUGGUUAUUAAAAAGAUUAAAGGCAAAAAUUCCAUUUGAAGGCAAUAAAUUAUACUGCAGUGAGAUUUUAGCUAUUCUUCUACAGAAUCAUGAUGAAAAUCAGGAACUUUUAGGAGAGAUGGAUGGCAUUGAUGUUUUACUUCAGCAGUUAGCGGUUUACAAAAGGCAUGAUCCGAGCAGUGGAGAGGAGGGUGAGUACAUGGAAAACCUCUUCAACAGUCUGUGUGCGGCACUCAUGCUGCCCUCCAAUAGGGACAGGUUUCUCAAAGGUGAAGGACUGCAGCUGAUGAACCUCAUGUUAAGAGAGAAGAAAAUGUCCAGAAACAGUGCCAUUAAGGUCCUAGAUCAUGCCAUGACGGGGCAGGAAGGGGUGGACAACUGCCAAAAAUUUAUAGAUAUUCUAGGACUGCGGAGUGUUUUCCCAGUUUUCAUGAAGACUCCAAAGGCAAACAAGAGAGGCCCGGGACCCGAGGAAUUAGAAGAACACAUCUGUUCCAUCAUUGGCUCCUUACUAAAGAACUGCACCGGAACCCAGCGCCAGAGGCUGCUCAACAAAUUUACAGAAAAUGACCAUGAAAAAGUUGAUAGAUUAAUGGAACUCCACUUUAAGUACCUGGAAAAAGUACGGCAAGUGGACCUGCAGAUUGAGAAAGAGAAAAAUGAUCUGAAGUUCUUUGGUGGUGAUAUAGAUGAUGAUAUGGAGGAUCAGUUUUACCUGAGACGUUUAGAUGCUGGACUCUUUACACUGCAACUGGUUGAUUUUAUCAUGCUAGAGAUAUGCGUUACUGGAGUGCCAUCUGUAAAGCAGCGUGUCAUGCAGAUAUUGAACUUACGAGGAGGAUCAGUGAAGACCAUUAAGAGUGUUAUGAGGGAGUAUGCAGGAAACAUUGGGGAUGCAAAGAAUCCUGAAGCCAAAGAAGCAGAGCAGUCCAAAAUUCUCGAUCUGGUCAGCAAAUUUUGAAGGGAAGAAAACAACAUGUGAAGAGGAUAUGUGAAUUUCAACAUAAGUGAAGGGGAUUAUAUAUGUGAAAGGUAAUGUCGUUGAACUUUGUCACAGAUGACAAAGAAUAUAACAUGAAGUACAGGCAUGACUGUCUUGCAUUGAUUGGUAUUGUCAAGAACAAGGUAAAUUCCAAAUGUUAGGAAAGGAUAGCAAAAUCACAGUAUGCUGGAAAUAAAUUGCGUCUAAUAAUAGUGUCAGUGAGCCAGCAUAGGGAUGGGAAUGGCUCCUAUGGUUAGAAAUUGUAGUCCAUGGUGUACUGUGUCCAGAUGACAAAGCCUGAGAGGUAGUGGAUCAAUAGAGACAGCCCCUCCUACUGCAGUUAACUUAGCCUGUGGUAUGGCCUUCACUGAGAAUUUCCUGUCAGAUCCUGAAAAUUUCAUUUUCAGUCUUGAUAGGUUCUGAGCUGUUAUGCCACAUAUCAAGGACGAAAAGGCUGAAUACAUUAUACUCUAAUGUAUACUAUACAUUAUACUAUAGAAUACUUAUUGAACUUUUCUACUGGAUUUUUUGGACAGGGAGGGAGAAAGAUAUCAGACUUGAGCAUUGCAUGAUGUGCUUCUCAUAAUUAUGGGAGGAGAUACUGAAUUAUAUAACCAUUAAUUUUUAAUGAAAAAGAAUCUUCCUUCAAAAAAUAAAUAAAUAAAUUGCAUAGUAAGCUGUCUAUGGAACAACGUGUAUUCUACAGAGAAAAACAAAAGAAAGUUCAGAAAAAUACCAAUUAAGCUUUGGUAAUUCUGCUAAGAGUGGAAUGUAAAAAUGUCAAUAAAUUCAAUUUU
This is a messenger RNA of Lingula anatina, 1943 nucleotides long. Its product is annotated as beta-catenin-like protein 1. The record is from RefSeq and is a predicted model, not a curated record. Gene Ontology annotation, cellular component: spliceosomal complex. NCBI's taxonomy places the organism in Eukaryota, Metazoa, Brachiopoda, Lingulata, Lingulida, Lingulidae.